AUGGUGCUAAAUGAUUAUCCGGAUUCAGAAGUAAUUGGUUGUGGAUUCAGUGCUUUUAAGGAAAUUGACGAAGUGACUUCUUUGAUUACGGAACUGAAAAAAACUGAUCUCUCAGCCAGUUUUAUUGAGAAAAAUAGAGAUCGGUUUAAUUUUAUUUUAUCACAAUAUCAGGAUCAAAGACAAUUAUUAGAUCCCUACUUGGAUGACAUUCUGCAGCCAUUAAUUGAAAUUGUUAAAAAUGAAAAUUCAACAGAAAAUAUGCGACACAAUGCAUUUAAAUACAUUUUCAUUGUUAUGUCUGUCAAAACGUAUAAAAAAAUUGUUACUUAUCUUCCACACGAGGUAGCAGAUCUUCUUCCUGUUCUACGAAUGUUAGAGAAGCAAGAUCCAAAUGAUGUGGAAACAUGGGAGACUCGAUAUGUACUUUUAAUUUGGCUUUCCAUAAUAUCAAAGAUACCAUUUCCACUUUCACGUCUAGAGACCUCUGAUGUGGACUUUGAACAAUCUAUAAUAGCUAGAAUUCUGAAAAUAUGCAAAUUAUUUUGCUUGUCAAAGGAUGCCUGUGCUGUAGCAGCAGUUUUUCUAAUUGCCAAUUUCUUGACAAGGUCCGACGUUAAACAACUGUACUUAAAAGAAAUGAUUAUGUGGUGUUUAGAAUGUGUGGAAAAGGACCCUUUCAGACAUGGCCCUUUAGCUGUUAUAGCAUCAAUAUUGAAACACAGUGUAAGAGAAGAUGUUAAGCCAUACACUCAAAUAUGUUUAGACAAAGUUUUACAGUUUCAUCUAAAUGAUAAUCCUGCGGAUCUUAUUAGGAAAUUUGGAAUAAAAAUUGUACAAAGAAUUGGAUUAGUAUUGUUGGGAACAAAACUUGCAUCUUGGAGAUAUCAGCGAACUAGUAGACCCAUAUGUCUACAACUUAAUGCUAAGAAUUUUAAUAACUCAGAAAAUUUCGAGGACACAAAAGAAGUUUCAGUUAUUCACGAGGAUCAGGAUAUUCCGUCGGCAAUAGAGGAUAUUAUUGAGCAUCUUAUACAAGGUCUUCGAGAUAAAGCAAUUACAAUACGGUGGUCUGCUGCAAAAGGAAUUGGCAGGAUUACAGCAAGACUACCAAUGGAUUUAGCAGAUGAUGUUGUAGGAUUUGUGCUGAACUUGUUUUGCGGCCGGGAAUCCGAUUCCGCUUGGCACGGUGGCUGUUUGGCAUUAGCGGAAUUAGGAAGGCGUGGACUUUUGUUACCACAUCGUUUAAAAGAUGUAAUACCGGUAGUUCUUCAAGCUUUAGUUUUCGAUGAACCAAGAGCAUAUGGGUCAAUUGGAUAUCUAAUCAGAGAUGCUGCAUGUUAUAUUUGUUGGUCAUUUCCCAGGGCGUAUGAUCCAGAUAUUUUUCAACCAUAUGUUAAAGAAAUUGCAGCUAUGUUACUGGUUGUUACUUGCUUUGAUAGAGAAAUUAAUUGUAGAAGAGCCGCUUCUGCGGCGUUUCAAGAAAAUGUGGGCAGACAAGGGAAUUUUCCACAUGGAAUAGAAAUACUGACUACUGCUGAUUAUUUUGAAGUUGGUGUUAGAAAUCAUGCAUACUUAAAAAUUAGUACACAAAUCGCACAAUAUGAAGAGUAUAUGAAACCUCUUAUCGACCAUUUGGUUGCAAGAAAAGUUACUCACUGGGAUACAGCAAUUAGAGAACUUUCAGCCAAAGCACUUUUUAAUCUAACACCCGCUGAUCCAAGUUACAUUACGGAGACAGUUUUACCAAAAUUACUGGAUAUGUUAAAUUCGAUAGACUUAAAUAUAAGACAUGGUGCGGUCUUGGCCAUUGCAGAAAUUCUAGAAGCAUUGCACAACUGUUACAGUGAAAAAGUUGAAAAUAUCAUUGAAGCAACGGCUAUGGAAAAUAUAAAGAACAUAGUAAGCACCUUUCGGAAAAGAGGACAGUUCAAAGGUUUGGGAGGUGAAUUAAUGAAGCAAGCUUGUGCAGUGCUCGUAAAAAAGUGCUCUAUCGUGCAUUUUCCAAUAUCCAUGGAAAUUAUUUAUGAUUGGCAGAAUCUUUUAGAAGAAUGUUUAGGUCAUGAAGUAUCUGCAGUUAGAACAAAAGCUGCAGAAGCACAUACAGAAUUCUUUUUUAAAUACUAUACUUAUAUACCGGAAAAAGAACGUAAUAUUGUUAUUAAUCGUUAUCUUGGUAAUUUGCAGUCAAGUAAUCAACUUGUUAGAAUUGGUUUCGCACAAGCAAUAGGAUAUUUUCCUUUAUUUAUAAUUUGUGAACGAGUAAAAGAUGUGAUAAAAUCCCUAAUUAAAUGUACUGAGUUAUCAGAACACACACUAAAGUGGGCAGAAAGUAGAAAAGAAGCCAUCCACGCAUUAAUAAUGGUGUGUCAAACAUUGGGUGUAAAAGAAGCAGAUAAAUGGGACAUAUUUGUGUAUGAUUUAUAUAAUUGUUAUUUACUGGCAUUGAAAGAAUAUACUAUAGAUAGUCGUGGAGAUAUAGGAGCAUGGGUACGAGAAGCUGCAAUGUUGGGUUUACAUAUGUUAACAAACUUAGUAUUUCAAGCAAAAUUGGUUUUUGUAUUGAAUGAAGAACUAAUGGCGAAAGUUAUUGGAGGAAUAGCACAACAAGCUGUAGAAAGAAUUGAUGGAAUUCGAGCACAAGCAGGAACCGUUUUUAGUGCGCUUAUUCAUAAUGAUCCUUCUUUACCAAACAUUCCAUAUCAUGUAGAACUGAAAAGCAUUUUUCCUUACGACGAAUGUAAAGAAAGUAUAGAAUGGAGAAUGGAAUCCGUUACUUUCCCACGAUUCAUUAAAAUGUUAUCUUAUCCUCCAUAUACUAUGAAUCUUCUACAAGGAAUUAUAUUUAGUGUUGGUGGCCUAAGUGAAUCUUUGGUUAAACAUUCUAGCGUUUCUUUAUUUUCUUAUUUACAAGAAAUAGAUGAAUUAGGUCUUAAAAGUUUAUGUUAUAAAAUAUUAACGAUUUUUGAAGAAAGUCACAAAAAUGAAAGAAUGAUUACCUCAAUUUUGGCUUUUCUGGAUCGUUUACUUAGUUCUGGUUGCAUUCAAAUUGUUCUUGACGAUUUCGAAAAUGGUAUUUCAGAACAGAUUUUAGUGUUACUUAAGCAGGAAAUCAAGAAUUGUAGUAACACCAAAUUGUUAAUUAGCAGCAUAAAUGUUUUUUGUCAGCUUUUGCAGUUGCGUGGACCAGUUGCGAAAAGAGCAUUCUGUCAGUUAAGUAUCUUUCUUUGUCAUAAGUACAAAUGUAUACGAAAAGUAGCAGCAACAAAAACGUACGAAGCUUUAACUCUAUAUGGAGAAGAAAUGGAUAUUCCUGAACAAAAUUUGAUGAAAAUUUUGACUCAAUUAAAUGUCACCGAUUGGGAAAGAUCAGUGCCUGAGAUACGACCUAUCAGAAAUCACCUUUGUGAAUUGAUGGAAGUACCCACUCCCAUUUUGCAAAAUAAGAUAAAUUAUGUAACAAAUCGGCUAAGCUCUUUGGAUCUUUGA
Dufourea novaeangliae is the source of this 3486-nucleotide messenger RNA. It is a transcript of the gene TBCD, whose product is annotated as tubulin-specific chaperone D. The record is from RefSeq and is a predicted model, not a curated record. Gene Ontology annotation, molecular function: GTPase activator activity; beta-tubulin binding. The coding region runs from base 1 to 3486 and encodes 1161 amino acids. Gene Ontology annotation, cellular component: lateral plasma membrane. The transcript has 9 exons. Lineage: Eukaryota; Metazoa; Arthropoda; Insecta; Hymenoptera; Halictidae. Gene Ontology annotation, biological process: microtubule cytoskeleton organization; bicellular tight junction assembly; post-chaperonin tubulin folding pathway.